AUGCAGGCUUCACGGUCAUAUGUGAUCCAAGCGUCGCUCGACAAGCUACAGGAUAUUGAUCCAGAUCUUCGAUUUAUGGGAUUCAGUGACCUAAAUAAUGAAAUCACCAAUCCCGACAACGCUGGACUUUUCUCUGCUGAUGUCCAAUUGACCCGAAAUGUCAUCAAUGCCAUCCUCAGCAAGCUCGAAGACCCCAUCACCGAAGUACAAAACCAGGCUAUGAAAUGGUAG
Molecule: messenger RNA, 231 nt
Organism: Sugiyamaella lignohabitans
Lineage: Eukaryota; Fungi; Ascomycota; Dipodascomycetes; Dipodascales; Trichomonascaceae
Exons: 1
Coding region: 1-231 (76 amino acids)
Source: RefSeq, a predicted model, not a curated record